Molecule: messenger RNA, 987 nt
Organism: Caenorhabditis bovis
Lineage: Eukaryota; Metazoa; Nematoda; Chromadorea; Rhabditida; Rhabditidae
Source: the annotation of a GenBank genome assembly
AUGAAAGCUUUGAUCGAAGGCGAUGGCUCGUUUGACAUUUCGAAAUUGCGAAGGAAUGCUUUUCUCUCCAUCGCACUUUCUACUGUUUGCAUUGUUUCUGUUGUGAUUCUUAUGCCAAUCUCAUACCAAUCGUUACAAAGAAUUCACUCGGAUCUCCUCAACGAUGCGCACUUCUGUCAGGCACGAAAUCGCGAUUUGUGGGAGGAGACGAUGCGUAUGGCGAGCAGUCGUGGGAGAUCGGAUGAACUCAUCGCGAGAACUCGACGAGCCAGCGGCACAUGGCUUUUCGGGCAAUUCAUUCCUAAUCGAGCAAAUCGCAAUCGCCGGCAGGAAUACGCCGAAAAGGCUGGAGCUGUUGCUGGCGCUGGAGGAGGCGGUGGCCAAUGCCGACGAGGUCCGCCUGGUCCGCCUGGAGACGAUGGAGGUGUGGGUGCUGAUGGAAAGGACGGUGAGCCGGGGAAGGAUGGAAAGAAUGGCGAAGACGGAACUCCGGAUGGAGGAUACCAAGAAGAACCAUCUUCUGAUUUGGCGCCUGCAUGCGAACGCGAGUGCCCGCCCGGCCCUCCAGGACCAACGGGACCACCUGGAGACAAGGGACCAAGGGGAUAUCCUGGCGAAUCGGGAGAACCAGGAAGCCCAGGAAAGCCUGGAGAAAAAGGAGGCCCAGGACCUACCGGACAGCCGGGUCCACCAGGUUAUCCUGGAAGACCAGGACCACGAGGAGACAACGGAAAAGUUAUUAUGGGAGAGGCUCCUGCUGGACCACCAGGAAGACAGGGUGAAAUGGGACCAGCUGGACCGCCAGGGCCACCAGGACCUCGCGGAACGGACGGACAACCUGGUGAGCCUGGUCCGCCAGGAGACCAAGGAAAUCCAGGACCUUAUGGAAAACCGGGGCCAGCCGGCGAACCUGGAGAUGAUGGAUCAGCUGGACCCCCAGGAGGCUGCGAUCACUGCCCUCCACCACGCACGCCACCCGGAUACUAA